This is a messenger RNA of Moneuplotes crassus, 647 nucleotides long. Lineage: Eukaryota; Ciliophora; Spirotrichea; Euplotida; Euplotidae. The record is from the annotation of a GenBank genome assembly.
UAAAUCAGGAUUAUUUCUCUAAUCAUCCUCAGAUCCUUCAGGUGUAGCAAAGAUGACUUCGAUCAUACCCUGAGAAGUUGUUUCCAAGAAUUUUGGUUUAAAUUGCUUCUUUUAACUGGCCUAAAAUUCUGAUUUUCAAGAAUUCGUCAGAAUGUCGACCAGAAGAUUAUAAUAAAUUUCUAAUAUUUAAAGGAGAAAAUUAUGAGAAUUACAAUAAUAAAAUAAUGAAAACAUCAAUUAUCUUCGUGCUGACAUUGCUUAUUGCUAUUUCCACUGUAGCUGCCUUCAGAUUCAGACAAGGAGGUCCCCCAGGAGGUCCACAAGGAAGUGAUAUGGGUCCCCCACUAGACUCAAAUGGAACUGAUAGCUCUGAUUGGGAUAUGAGCGGAGAUGGCGGCUGUGGCGGCCCAGGCGACAUGAGCGGCUUUGGCGGAGAUAACGGAACUGAUUUCUCCUAUGAUGGUAGCGACAUGGGACCAGGAGAUUUGAGCGGAGACUUCGACCCAAGUUCAAUGAACAUGAGCGGACCACCACCACAAGACGGAAACGGAACUGUUACCAGAAGGAUGCAAACCUUCAGAAGACUCCAGAGCUUGAGACAAUAAAUCAAUAAGAAUGGAGCUCAGGCGUAACCGCUCAGCUCAUUC